Molecule: messenger RNA, 2877 nt
Organism: Poecilia latipinna (sailfin molly)
Lineage: Eukaryota; Metazoa; Chordata; Actinopteri; Cyprinodontiformes; Poeciliidae
Gene: ablim1a
Product: actin binding LIM protein 1a
Exons: 26
Coding region: 295-2862 (855 amino acids)
Biological process (GO): cilium assembly; lamellipodium assembly; cytoskeleton organization
Cellular component (GO): actin cytoskeleton; stress fiber
Molecular function (GO): actin filament binding
Source: RefSeq, a predicted model, not a curated record
CGCUUCACUUGCAGCAGGAUGCGCUCUCAUACCUGCUGCUUGCUCUCUGGUGUCUCCAGCACUCCUCUUCUCGUACCUGCAGCACAUGUGAAAUGGAUCCCAUGAUUUAGCGAUGAACUGGGCUGAGUUUGCUCUUCAAUCUUCUCCUUAUCCUCAUCCUCAUCUUUUGCUUUCUUUGACAACUCUAAGUUCCUGAUGUCCGAAGUGGGACAGAUUUCAGAACAGCGCUGAGUCCAGACGCAGCUGACUUCUACCUGUGUUUCUGUGGGAGAGUCGAAGGACAGCAGGGUAACCAUGCCCACUCUGCCAAACCUCAACAGCCUGGGAAAGCUGUGCAGCUCCAGCCGCAGCCACAGCGUCCACCGGGUCAACCGGGUUCGGGUGAAACGCAAGAGCUCAGUGAAGCGGAUGUCCAUCAUCGAGGAUGGACACGUAGCUGAGGUCCUCUACCUCAUUCCCAAACAGUACAUCGAGCAGUUCCCCUUCCUCAACCCAGAUGAUUAUUACCUCAGUGAGAGGUUGAAUGAUGUCACUACAGUGUCUCAUACUCAGGACACACACCACCACUCCAGCGAGAAGCCCCUGAUUCAGUGCUACAAGUGCGGGGAGCCAUGUAAGGGCGAGGUCCUCCGGGUGCAGAACAAACACUUUCACCUGAAGUGUUUCACCUGUAAAGUGUGCGGCUGUGACCUCGCCCAGGGGGGCUUCUUCAUGAAGAAUGGGGAAUAUCUGUGCAUGCUCGACUACCAGCGCAUGCACGGCACCCGCUGCAAUGGGUGCGGGGACUUUGUCGAGGGAGAAGUCGUCACCGCCCUGGGCAAGACCUACCAUCCUUCCUGCUUCGUCUGCACCAUCUGCAAACGACCGUUCCCGGCCGGAGACAGGGUGACCUUCAACGGGAAGGACUGCCUGUGUCAGUACUGCGUCGAGCCCAUCUCUCCUGGACCGAAGGACAUCCUGGGCUCCAGCAAUUGCUCAGGAUGUGGCCGCGACAUCAAGAACGGUCAGGCUCUUUUGGCGCUGGACAGACAGUGGCAUCUGGGUUGCUUUAAGUGCAAGGCCUGUGGCAAAGUGCUGACCGGGGAGUACAUCAGCAAGGAUGGCGCCCCCUACUGUGAGAAAGACUACCAGAUCCAUUUUGGAGUUCAGUGUGAGGCGUGUCAUCAGUUCAUCACGGGGAAGGUGUUAGAGGCAGGAGAUAAGCACUACCACCCCAGCUGUGCGAGAUGCAGCAGGUGCAAUCAGAUGUUCACAGAGGGAGAAGAGAUGUAUCUGCAAGGCUCGACAGUGUGGCAUCCCGGCUGCAAGAACACCACCAGAACAGAGGAGAGACACAGAGAGCGGCUGUUGCCUCCGUCCCUCUUAUUCCUCCAACAAACAGAAAGGCAGCCUACGAGGUCGUCGUCUGAGAGCAUUUGUUCCAGACCUGGUUCAAGCAUACCUGGCUCACCGGGUCACACCAUCUAUGCAAAAGUAGACAAUGAGAUCCUUGAUUACAGAGACUUAGCUGCCAUUCCAAAAGUCAAAGCCAUUUAUGACAUCGAGCGCCCUGAUCUUAUCACGUAUGAACCCAUGUACACAACCUCUCUGGACGAGAAAGACGAGAGACGAGAGUGUGUGGGAGAGCUCCUCUCUGCUAGACGGGAGCGUUCCCCGAUGCCCGAUGACAAGUCGUCCAGAAACAUGUCGCCAACCCCAUCAGCCGAGAGUUUUUAUGACAGGAGGGACCGCAUUCUCCAAAGAUCCACCAGUCAAGGCUCCAUAGGGUCCCCGGUGUAUAAUCGCCAUGGCUACACUCCCACCCUAUCACGGUCACCGCAGCAUUUUCACCGACCUGAAGCUCUGACAGGCAUGCAGAAGCUCUGCUCCUCCCUGUGCAGUAACAGUGUGGGCUCCAGAAAUAGUGACUCUCGUCCCACCUCCCCUUUCAGACACCACUUCCUCCCCCAUAGCCAAGGCCCCGACCCACCGAGUGGCCGGAGUUCCCCCCUGCCGCUCAGGCCCGACAGCCGGCCGGUCACCCCGCCUCUCUCUCAGACCCCUAAACAUUUCCACGUCCCAGAUCAGGGGAUCAACAUCUACAGAAAACCGCCCAUCUACAAACUUCACGAUACAGCUGCCGUAGCUCAGCAAAGCAAGUCCGGUGAGGACAUCAUCAGAUCCGCCACCUUCCCUGCUGCCCAUGCUCCCUCCCUGGAUGACAGCUCCCGGAGUGAGGGCGACUGUUGGCCCCACUCUCUCGCUGUUUUAGGUUCCGAAGGGAGGAGGCGAUCUAGAGAAGAGGAGGAGGAAGAGGCUUUGAAAAGAAAGCAACUUCAGGAAGAACAUCUCAGUAAGAUUCAGUCUGGUCUGGGAAAACUCAUUCUGAAGGAGGAGAUGGAGAAAGAGCAGAUUAGGGAGCGGCACGCGCGCAGCCUCUCUGCUCAGCGCUACGAUCCCAAAAUGAACAACUGUGACGCAGAUCCAACGUCUCCAACGAAGACCAACUCUCUGCCUGGUUAUGGACGGAACGGUCUGCAUCGGCCUCAGUCUACAGAUUUCACCCAGUACAACAGCUAUGGAGACAUGUGUGGUGGAGGAAGAGAGUUUCAGCACAUUAAGGAUGGCCAUGCAGCACUUGCAAGGAUGGACAGGGGAGUAUCUAUGCCUAAUAUGUUGGAACCAAAAGUGUAUCCCUAUGAAAUGCUCAUGAUAACCAGUAGAGGGAGAGCUAAACUGCCAAGGGAUGUGGACAGAACCAGACUGGAGCGCCACUUAGCACCCGAAACGUUCUUUGAGAUCUUUGGAAUGGAGAUCCAGGAAUUUGACAGGCUUCCCCUGUGGAAACGCAACGACAUGAAAAAGAAGGCCAAGCUCUUUUAGUUGUUGUUGUUUUUU